Corticium candelabrum is the source of this 1685-nucleotide messenger RNA. Its product is annotated as MAP3K12-binding inhibitory protein 1-like. The record is from RefSeq and is a predicted model, not a curated record. The transcript is spliced from 7 exons. The coding region runs from base 11 to 685 and encodes 224 amino acids. NCBI's taxonomy places the organism in Eukaryota, Metazoa, Porifera, Homoscleromorpha, Homosclerophorida, Plakinidae.
UCGUGAUUCUAUGCUAUCUGUGUCGAUGGAUGCGAACGUACAAAUUACUGCCGAUCGGAAAGAGAUUGACAGACGCAUAUCUGCUUUCAUACUUCAGAAGAGGCAAGAGAAUGAAGUUCGUAGUUUUAAACAUUACUUCCCAUUUCAACAACCUCCUGGUGAGCCAACUUGUGCAAGAACGCAAUGUCAAUGCAUUCGAAGAAUAGUGUGUAGACGGCAGGCAAAUGAUUCUGACCAAAGAGAUACUUCUACAAAAGAGACAGAAACCAAUGCUGAAUCAACCGGAGGUGAAUGGCCAAAUGGCAUUGAAGAGCGAUUAAGAAACCUUGAACAUCAUGUUGCAUUGAAGCCUGGACAAGCUGUGCCGUCUGAUGUUUAUAGCAGAAUUCAGAGAUUAGAAGAGAAAGUUCUCUACUUGGAAGGACUGUCACCAGAGUAUUUUCAACCAGAUUUGCCUGGUCGUAUUACUACUCAAAACUUGAGUAGUUUGUCACAGUCAAGUCAAAAUGCGCUGCUUCUGUCGCAUCAUCCUGUACAGUAUGGUGCACAUUGCCAGCAAGUGCAGCAGGAUCAGACAUCAGUUGUUAAUGACGACAAGGACCUUUCUUUGGAGGAACUUGACGAAAGAAUUUUGAAAGCACGUGAGGCAUUACUGUUGAAGAGAAAGCAGCAGGCAUCAACUUAGUCAUGUUGAUGAUGAAAUCUUUGUUGUCACUGAUUUAAUGCUAAUGUGGCUAAUACUCGUUAGCUUGUGCUGCAUGGUGAUUUUAUGUGAUAAUGUGUAAUGAAAGACAAACUGUACAGAGUUGAAUAUUUGGUUGGAUGAUUUAGAUACAGUACCUUUUUUGGUUAGUUGUGUUUAGUUUAGCUUGUUUUACGAUUUGAUUACAACUCUAUAUGUUACAUUUAUUGACAUUCUUAUCACAUGUCAUCUCGAAAGCUGAAACAAUGUAUUACCAUAGCAGAAUGCUAAAAUGGCCAGUGUGUUGCUGAAAUUAAAUUUAUGUUCAACAGCCAUAAAUGAGACACAGUAAUCUUCCAAUGUCAUCUGUUAGCAGGUAGUUGUAUGUAUUUUAAAUGGAGAAAUGCUUGCACAUUAGAGAAGUGGAAGAAGAGAGGACAUUGGCAGAAGAUAUGGUUUUCCCGAAUAGAUCUAAGCUAAGAAGAGUAAUUGGAGCUAGUGUGAUUAGAGCUACAACAGUGGAAGCUGUAAUUGUAACCUUCAUAAAAUAUUGGCUGAUCAUGGGGUUUAAACAUUAUGUCUGACAAUGAACAUGCAGUAGUUUCAUAAAGCAGUUUGGAAUAUUGUAAGUCUCAUGAAAAAGUCACAUGAAGAACAACAUGUGGCUACAGCAGUUUACUAUCCCACUGUGAAUGGUGGAUGGUCAAUGAUGGAACCAUGAAGUAUUACAUGGCUAGGAUAAAUCUUUCUGACAGGGACACAUGUGCUGGAUAAUUUUUAUUUACCAAAUACUGUAUACGUUUAGUCAAUUUGUAAACUUACGAAAUUAUUCAUGACCAGGGCAGUGCAACUAAUUUCAACAUUUUGCUAUUAACCACAUGUCUAGACAUGACAAUCACGUAUGGAUGUUUGCAUUGUAUUUUCCACUCUAAGUCAACAUUUUAUUGCAGUAGUAAGGUUACUUAAAUUAGUCAAUGAAAAUGUACCUAUAGUGUGUGUUUGA